AUGCAUUGGUAUAUCCACGUUCACCAUGCUGGCAACAAAGGAACUCAGUACACCCACAAGUACACUAAUUGCCUUUCUAUGCUCCCGCAGCGUCUAGCAUCCAAGGUCUUUGUGGAGAUGUUCACACGCAAUUACAGUGACAACGCUAUGAUCGAUGCUGCGUAUAAUGAGGCGUUGCGCAAGCGGACGAACCCUGGGACUGGUCGCCAGAGAACCUCUGUAAAGAGGCAAAAGGUGAGUGAGCCUGUCAAUGAUGACAAUGAUCAAGAUGAGGCUGAGAGCGGGUCUCAGCGAGAUGAACAUGGUGGCCAGGGGGGCGAGGGCGAGGACAACGUUGAAGACCAAGAGGAGACUGCUGCCGGCCGAGCAUGGAAAGACCAAGCAAAAUCUGAGCACCUAGAAGCGAAAGCUCUCGACGCAAAGACAGCAGAAACCCACCGAGAACGCGUAAGAAAGCUCGGCCCUUUCUUCGCGCUGCCUGCAGAAAUCAGGAAUCUAAUCUGCGAGCACUGCCUGAUUGCUGAUCGCGACCUCGCCAUCUCUACAGACGGCGGUGGGUUCGAACUCAACGAAAAGACUCACUAUCUGAGCACAUGGGCAAGUCGCCCAAAAUCAGGACACUUCAACGCUUCCCUUGCUCGCAUGUGCAAGCAGAUCAACGUCAAAGCCGGCUGGUGGCUCUGGGGCAAAAAUACGCACGCAUUCAUUGACAAUUCGACGGCGUGCAGCUUCCUCGUUCGCUACGCUUCCAAGGGGCAAGAGAUACGUUGCGUUCGCAUCAAUCUAGAAAUAAAAUACAAGCGGAGAGAGCAGACUGGGGUCUUUGGCUAUCUGGCAUUCCUGAAAAAGUUGGAGCGCCUGGAAAUUUUCGUCGACUUCUGGAGCCGUGGAAGGAGAACCGGCACCUUGCUAACCGGAGAUCGGCCGUUAUCCAGUGAUGCGGAUUUGGACGGAAACUGGUUCUACCACGUAGUUCAUCCGUUGCUGGAUGCUGUGGCAUUGCGAAACGAGAAUGAUCAUCAGGCUGUAGUGAAUGUGCUUAUUUUCCAAGAUUAUACUUCCCAAUUUAAGAGAAAGGACAAGAUGCUCCAGUCUAUCGCCGCGCUGAAGGAUGUCAUCAUAACUGAACUGUAUAUAGCACUGAGCGACUUGGCUGGUAGAAGCUAGCUCAGACAUCUUUUUCAGGCCCAUGUUGGGCAUCUUGUAGUCUAUGGCAAGCUGGUAGGCACCUUAGAAACUUAAACCAAAG
Messenger RNA from Paraphaeosphaeria sporulosa, 1249 nucleotides. RefSeq lists its product as uncharacterized. The transcript has 3 exons. The coding region runs from base 1 to 1167 and encodes 388 amino acids. NCBI's taxonomy places the organism in Eukaryota, Fungi, Ascomycota, Dothideomycetes, Pleosporales, Didymosphaeriaceae. The record is from RefSeq and is a predicted model, not a curated record.